AAUGUACGUGAGUUUAUCUCUUGGAGAAGGACACCAGUAUGUACCAGAAUUCCGUAAGACACACAAGCCUAAACCUGAACCCUCAGAAUUUUGUACCCGCACCUCCUCAGUAUCCGGACUUCACAGGAUACCAUCACGUCUCUGGAAUUACCAACGACCCUCACCACAGCCAGACAGGAGCCUGGAAUCCCGCGUACCCUCCUCCGCGAGAGGAAUGGACACCUUAUGGGCCGGGAACUGGACCUUCGACCUCGAGCACUGGUCAGCUGGGCUACAGCCCUCCAGAGUUUUCAUCUGUUCAAGCGUCCGGCCUUCUUCCAUCCUCCAUAAACUCAUCAGUCGGUCAGCUGUCGCCCAACUCUCAGAGACGGAACCCCUACGACUGGAUGCGUCGGAGCGCGCCGCCGCCAAACUCAGGGGGGAAAACCAGAACAAAAGACAAAUAUCGGGUAGUGUACACAGAUCAUCAGCGACUGGAGCUGGAGAAAGAAUUUCAUUACAGCCGUUACAUCACAAUAAGAAGAAAGGCAGAACUGGCAACAGCACUCAGUCUGUCAGAGAGACAGGUGAAGAUCUGGUUCCAGAACCGGCGUGCUAAAGAGAGGAAAGUCAAUAAAAAGAAAAUGCAACAGCCGCAGCCGGCAUCCACAACCACACCAACCCCACCUGGUUCAGCUCUGCCUGGCAAUGUUCCCAUGGUGACGAGCAGCAGCAGUGGCCUGGUAUCACCAUCUAUGCCAAUGACUAUCAAAGAAGAGUACUGAAGACGUGCAGACUUUUAUACAGAGCCCUUUCACACUUUUACACACAGGGAACUUUCAAAUCAACUCAUCAAUGAAAACACAACAUGAAUGUGGCAACCGUGACAAAGACUGUGGAAAAAUAUGAAUUAAAAAGUAGUCCACCAAAAAGUAAUGCAGCAACAUUCUCUGAUGAAAAAGAAACGUUGUGUACUAUUCCUCUGGUCGUGUCGGUUUCUUUAUUCUACUACGUUAUUACUGCUGUUGUUGUGCUCAUCAGUGUAAACUUUAAUAUGUUUUCAGAUUGUAAAAGUUAAUUCAAAUAACUGUGCAUUUCUUAAGUAAGUCAUAUGAAUAAAAUAAAUGUUUUAUUGUGGCAAAUCCAUUCAUUUCAGACUUGCCAUGGAGAAACCGUCCAUUUCCAUAGCUGUUAAAAUAUGUCUUCCCUCAGAUAUCAGAAACAGCUGUUUGUGUCCAGCAUUGAUUUGUCAGUUUUAUUGAAGGUGUUUCCAUUUUCACCCAGUUUGCUCCUGCUUUUUGUAAAAAAAAAAAAAAAAACAUUGUGGAAAAUGUCAGAUGUGUUUUAUCUGCACUUCAUCCAAAUGGAGAAGCACAGGAGAAGAACUGCUAGCGUGUGAGUGGACAGGAGCUGGUGCUGUUUGCACAGUGUAACGGCAUCGCUGGAUAAGAGACGAGUGCACGCUGAGAAACUGUGAGCUGUUUCAUUAUCAAGCACACUCUGGACUCUCUUAUCAAUGGUGUGACAGAGAAGCUCAGCUUGACGGGCAGAACAUAUCUCCUCUACGGCAUCG
This is a messenger RNA of Cyprinus carpio (common carp), 1552 nucleotides long. Its product is annotated as homeobox protein CDX-1-like. Gene Ontology annotation, cellular component: nucleus. Gene Ontology annotation, biological process: cell differentiation; embryo development; anterior/posterior axis specification. The record is from RefSeq and is a predicted model, not a curated record. NCBI's taxonomy places the organism in Eukaryota, Metazoa, Chordata, Actinopteri, Cypriniformes, Cyprinidae. Gene Ontology annotation, molecular function: DNA-binding transcription factor activity, RNA polymerase II-specific; RNA polymerase II transcription regulatory region sequence-specific DNA binding.